AUGAGGAACACCACAGUGACACACACCGAUGUUCAGUGGUACCAACUGUCCCCAGAGCAAAUUAUGAAGCAGGUUUUAACACAUACAGGAAAUGGCUCCACACAACGGAGCCCAGGAUUCACUGAGCGAUUCCAGCCUUUCAGAGACCCCUCCAAUAUCAGCUUCAUUCUGACCAUCACAAACGUUCAGCCCAAUGACACUGGGGUCUAUUACUGCUCUGUCUGGGGAAAGAUCUAUGGAAGUGGAAGCCAGCUCAUUGUAGACAGUGCAUCUGGUCCAGUCCCUCUCCAGUCUCUGAUAGUGGAACGUGUCACCGAGGGUCACACUGCCCAGUUACAGUGCACCAUGAGGAAUGCCACAGUGACACACACCGAUGUUCGCUGGUACAGACAAGAACCAGGGAGUCAUGUGACGUGGUUAUCCACACGUGAAAGAAAGUAUUCCACACAAUGGAACACAGGGCUCACUACUCGAAUCUCAUUUUCCAGAGACAACUCCAGUAACAGCUUCAUUCUGACCAUCACAAAUGUACAGCCCAAUGACACUGGGAUCUAUUACUGCACAGUGCAGGGAAGGAUCGAAGACAGAGGAAGCCUGCUCAUUGUAAACAGUAUCAAUGGUCCUGUCGUUCUCCAAUCUCCGUGUCUGGAACGUGUCAUUGAGGGUCACACUGCCCGGUUACAGUGCACCAUGAGGAACGCUGUAGUGACACACAACGAUGUUCACUGGUACCGACUGUCCGCAGACCAAAUUAUGGAGCGGGUUUUAACACAUCCAGGAAGUGGCUCCACACAACGGAGCCCAGGGUUCACUGAGCGAUUCCAGCCUUUCAGAGACGCCUCCAAUAUCAGCUUCAUUCUGACCAUCACAAACGUCCAGCCCAAUGAUACUGGGGUCUAUUACUGCUCAGUCUGGGGAAAGGUCUAUGGAAGUGGAAGCCAACUCAUUGUAGACAGUUUCACUGGUCCAGUCCUUCUCCAGUCUCCGAGCCUGGAACGUGUUGCCAAGGGUCACACUGCCCGGUUACAGUGUACCAUGAGAAACGCCACAGUGACACACACUGAUGUUCACUGGUACAGACUGUCCCCAAAGCAAAUUAUGGAACGGGUUUUAACACAUCCAGGAAAUGGUUCCACACAAUGGAGCCCAGGUGUCACAGAGCAAUUCCAGUCUUCCAGAGACUCCUCCAGUAACAGCUUCACUCUGACCAUCACAAACAUGCAGCUCAGUGAUACUGGGGUCUAUUACUGCUCAGUCUGGGGAAGGAUCUAUGGGAGAGGAAGCCAAAUCAAUAUCACCAGUGCAAAUGUCCCAGUCCUUCACCAGUCUCUGAGGCUAGAACGUGUCACCGAGGGUCACACUGCUCGGUUACAGUGCACCAUAAGGAACACUGCAGUGACACGCACCAACGUUCACUGGGACCGGGAGAAACCAGGAAAUAAGAUGGAGUGGGUUUUAACACAUGACAUGAGGAACAUCACACAAUGGAGCCCAGGAUUUACUGAGCGAUUCCAGUCUUCCAGAGAGCCCUCCAAUAACAGCUUCAUUCUGACCAUCACUAACACGCAGCCCAAUGACAUUGGGGUCUAUUACUGUAAAGUGUGGGGAGAUAUCAGUGGGAAUGGAACCCAACUGACUGUUACAGAUCCAUUGGUUGAUCCAGUCCUCAUUCAGGAUCCAGUGGUCAGCAAGGUAGCAGAGGGUGAAACUGCCGAGUUCCAGUGUGCCAUGUACAAUGCCAGUGUGAUUGACACUGAUGUCCACUGGCACUACCAGCGACCUGGCAGCAGCAGGGAGUGGAUGAUAAGCCACUUUGUGAAUGGCACCCUCACCAAGACCCAGGGUUUCCACGAUCGUGUUCAGCUUUCCAGGAAUGUCAGCAGGAACAGUUACACUCUGAGCCUUGUGAAUGUGACGCUCAAUGAUACUGCUGUGUACAGCUGCAGUGUGUGGAGCUACAUCUAUGGAGCAGGGAGCCAGCUCAAUGUAACUGAAGAAUCUUCCCAUGGUAUUCCCCGGACUUCAGAUCCCACUUUAAUCAUUGGCACCAUUCUGGGCCUCGCUGUCUUAAUCUGCAUUGUCCUGCUCACAUUUUACCUUUGGAAACGAAACCUGUGCUCAUCAGUAAAGGACUCCACACAAGGGAGCCCUGUUGAAGACCAGAAUGCUGUGUAUGAAAAUGUAAAUGACUCACUGACAGCAGCUGGUGACCAGUGUCGCCCUGGAGCUUACAGAAACCCUCCUUCAACAGGACACAGAUGGAAUGUGAAGGAUUCUCCAGCAGAUUCUGACUCAACCUACAUGCCAUUGCAGCAAUGGGAUCGCUCUAUUUACAGUGAGCUUUAAGGCCCUAAAGGAACUCCUGAAACCUAAACUACAGAAUCAAUCUUUCUGUGCAAUACCUGGGUCCUGGAACAUAAGGAUUAUCAGAUGCUGACUGCGGGACACUGUUCCCAGACUAUACACACUCAUUGAUAGAAAUUGUAAAUAGUUGAGGCCUCAGCACUGACCCUGUGACAGUCUCUGACUCCAGAAGCACAGUUUAAUUUGAUUAAUGUAUGUCUCCUCUCUGGGCACUUUGGAAUGGCCAACAAAUGCUGGCUCGUUAUUAAUGCCCAAUAUCCAUGAACAAGUGAAAGGUAGGCUUCGCUAGUUACAGCCCGAAACAACUCAUUUAUCAUUGCUGCUUGUUGUUGUAAAUCUAUCCUCUAUUCAUGAUAAAAUGAUCCUCCCUUCAAUGUGAGCUGUUGUUG
Messenger RNA from Chiloscyllium plagiosum (whitespotted bambooshark), 2753 nucleotides. NCBI's taxonomy places the organism in Eukaryota, Metazoa, Chordata, Chondrichthyes, Orectolobiformes, Hemiscylliidae. The record is from RefSeq and is a predicted model, not a curated record.